Molecule: messenger RNA, 321 nt
Organism: Dibothriocephalus latus
Lineage: Eukaryota; Metazoa; Platyhelminthes; Cestoda; Diphyllobothriidea; Diphyllobothriidae
Source: the annotation of a GenBank genome assembly
AUGAAUCAGUCCGUGGUGGACACACUCGGAGCCGCACCAAUAUCCGGACCUGACGAAAGGGCGCGCCUAAUCGUAGCCAGUUCACCUACUCAGCCUGAAAAGGCAAAACCAGACGAACGUGGUAGCGCAGACAUGAGUCUCAGUCUAGAGCGACAGUUGAGGCCGGGGAGGAUACUGGACACGGCUGAACAAGAAAACCAGCUUGAGGCAACAGCUGAUGCCAAUACGUGGACGGUUAACAGCUCCACCACACGAAGAAAAAAACCCGACGGACGGACCCCAGAGUCACCUCCGUCACCCGUAGGCAGUAGUACGAAUUGA